Messenger RNA from Ziziphus jujuba (common jujube), 1247 nucleotides. RefSeq names its product eugenol synthase 1. The record is from RefSeq and is a predicted model, not a curated record. The transcript has 5 exons. NCBI's taxonomy places the organism in Eukaryota, Viridiplantae, Streptophyta, Magnoliopsida, Rosales, Rhamnaceae. Gene Ontology annotation, molecular function: oxidoreductase activity.
GAGUGAUAUAAGAAGUGUAGAGAUGGAGGCCGCGGGAGAAGGAAAAAGCAAGAUUCUCAUAAUUGGGGGAACAGGAUAUAUUGGGAAACAUAUGGUGAAGGCAAGCACCUCUUUGGGUCAUCCAACAUAUGUUUAUUCAAGGCAUAUGAACCCACAUACCGCUCCUUCUAAGACAGACUUGCUCCACCAGUUUCAGGCUAUGGAAGUUGCAAUUAUCCAUGGAUAGUUGGGGGAGCAUGAGAAGCUGGUGCGGUUGAUUGUGCAAGUAGAUGUGGUAAUUUCUACAUUGGCUUACCCUCAGGUCCUUGAACAACUUAAGAUUGUUGAUGCUAUCAAAGUUGCCGGUAAUAUAAAGAGGUUCCUCCCGUCAGAUUUCGAAUGUGAGGAGGAUAAGGUGGAUCCUGUGCCCCCUUUUCAACUUUUUCUUGAUAAAAAUCGAAAAAUCAGACGCGCUACGGAGGAAGCUGGGAUUCCUUACACUUUCGUUUCUGCAAAUUGCUUUGGUUCCUACUUUGUGAAUUACUUACUUCAUCCGCAUGAACCUCGAGAAGAUUUAAACAUUUUUGGAAGUGGAAAAGCUAAUGCUGUCUUAAACUAUGAAGAAGAUAUUGCUAUUUACACCAUCAAAGUAGCAAACGACCCAAGAACAUGCAAUCGUAGUGUUACCUACAGGCCUCCGAAAAACAUCAUAUCACAACUGGAAUUGAUUUCAUUGUGGGAGAAAAAGACCGGUUGGAAUUUUAGAAGGAAUCAUAUCCCAGAAGAAGAAAUUGUCAAGCUCUCUCAAACAUUUCCGUAUCCUCAGAAUAUACAGAUCUCCAUUCUUCAUAGUAUAUUUGUUAAGGGUGACUUGAUGAAUUUUGAAGUAGGGGACGGUAUUGUUGAAGCUACAGACAUAUAUCCAGAUAUUAAAUACACUUCAAUUCACAAACUUCUGGAUAUUUUUCUAGUCGACCCACCAAAACCGGUGACUGCUGCAUUUUGAUGACAGACAUUGAAAUUUCCUAAAUCGAAGAGGAAGGUCAGAAACUUAUUAUUCAAUUAAGGUGUUCUAAUCAUAUUCGUGGUUCAGUGUACGCUUUUAUCUUUAGUUUACUAAAAAAGUUGGGAGUACACAUUAAAAAAAAAAAUAAUAAUAAUAAAAAAAAGAAGCAAUAUUUAAUUAUUACUUUUAUGGUAAUUUAUAAAGGAUAAUUACAUACGCAUUCUUCCUAUUUUUCGUGAAAUAUACUCUUUUAUAUUUAUUU